CACGUCAUAUUUUAUAUCAGAACCAUUCAAUCAUGAACCUUAUAUCCAACCUAGUGCUCCUUGUUUCAUUUUCUGUUGUUUUUGCAGAAAAACUUCAUCCAUUAUCGGAUGAAUUCAUCGCGGAAAUCAACUCAAAGCAGUCAACAUGGAAAGCAGGAAGAUAUUUUGAUGUUGAAGAUUACGAGUUGGCCAAAAUACUGGCUACAGGCUCCAAAGGGUUCAAAAAUCCAGAAAACAUAACCGUAAAAGUUCACGAUGAAAAUAAAGAUAUACCGGAAUCGUUUGAUGCUAGAGAUGCUUGGCCUGAGUGUGCUGGAGUGAUCGGCUUGAUCAGGGAUCAAUCGCAGUGUGGAUCAUGUUGGGCAUUUUCUGCUGCCGAGGCGAUGUCUGACAGAAUCUGUAUCCACUCCGAUGCAGAAAGAAAAACUCUAGUAUCUGCUCAAGAUAUUCUAACUUGCACGGUGGGCAAUAACUGCAAAGGAGGCUGGGUUGAGAACCCGUGGUUCCAAUGGAACGACACAGGAUACGUUACUGGAGGAUUGUAUAACAGAACUGAUCAGGGUUGUAAAUCUUAUUUUCUGCCCUCGUGUGAAGAUCACCCCCACAAAUGCAUAGACUACGUUGAUAGUCCAGAUUGUAUCAAACAGUGCGACGACACUAGUUUGGACUACCUAAGCGAGCACACUUAUGGACUACAUCCCAACAUAUUCGUUGGAGAAACUCAAAUGCAGUUGGAAAUUUUAAAAAAUGGACCCUUGGCUACUUCUUUCAGUGUCUAUGCAGAUUUCUUAUCCUAUCAGUCAGGAAUAUACCAACACGUUAGUGGAGAUUUUGAAGGAUCACAUGCAGUAAAAAUCAUAGGAUGGGGUGUGGAAAAUGACGUAAAGUACUGGUUGAUUGCCAAUUCCUGGAAUGAAAACUGGGGUGAAAAUGGGUACUUUAGAUUCCUAAGAGGUUCGAAUGAGUGCGCCAUAGAAGCUUAUACCAUCGCCGGAUUACCAGAUUUUACUAAAUUCUAAUAAUAUUAGAAUGAAUUUAUGAUAUUUCUGUACCCUAGUUAGAUUGAAAAUCAUGGACAGCCAGCAGAGUUAAAAUUAGUCAUGUAAAUACAUAUUUAGAAAAUACUAUAAUGAAAUACAUAGAUACAAUUUAUCCUA
Molecule: messenger RNA, 1157 nt
Organism: Sitophilus oryzae (rice weevil)
Lineage: Eukaryota; Metazoa; Arthropoda; Insecta; Coleoptera; Curculionidae
Product: cathepsin B-like
Exons: 4
Coding region: 33-1019 (328 amino acids)
Biological process (GO): regulation of catalytic activity
Cellular component (GO): lysosome
Molecular function (GO): cysteine-type endopeptidase activity
Source: RefSeq, a predicted model, not a curated record